CUUCGUCACUUUGGUCUGAAAUCUAUUCAAUUUAUGGAUAUCUGAAAAUUAUUACAGAAUUUUGAUAAGUUGCAAUUUUUCUCAUUUCAAAAACAUCGAACACGCCACAUCGAUGUUUAAAAGCAGCGACUUCAAAAAGGCUAAAACACACGGAUGGUUUAUAAAAAAACAUUUAUGCUUUGAAAGCGUCCACAGCGAUGACGCAUCCCCGGCUACGAGCACGCCCCACGCGGCCCUUGCCCACACUUUGCUCACCCCUCGCUGCCCGAGGAAUGCGUGAGAUAUGAGUCGGACCAGUUUUUUAAUAGCAACGCUCCUCCAGCCACUGCGUUACACACGUAUCUGGUGGCAUCCUCCAGCCCGGGCUGCGGUGGUAGUGGGUGCCAGCUGGUCGACCCGUCGGUCACCGACGAGUCGACUGCAUUGCUGGGUGCUGUGUACGGCGUUCGCUGCCGCGUAGGAAUGUUGAAAUGCAAGCGUCGAAACGUCCCGGAAACAAGUUUCCCUUCUCUCGGCCGCUCGCGGCCGCAAGUCGACGCCUGCGGUGCGGUGUGGCGUGGUGUCCGUGGUGACUUCAGAACCGCCGCGCCCACCGUCGCGAACGCGCAGUUUGUGUAGGUGGGGACGUGGAUUCGUGCGAGUGAACGCGCGGUUCGUCCGGGUGCGGCGAUUAGUGGGCUCCUCGAAAUACGCGAGUGAGUUGAAGUGCGCACAAGUGAAAGCUGAAAUCUGUGACGAUGAGUUCGUAUUCCAAAAAGUUUUGUUACUGUGAUGUGAAGGUGGCCGCACUCUGUGUGGCCAUUUACAAAGUGUUAUUUACUCUUGCAAGUUUGAUAGCAUCUGCAGUUGGAGCAUAUGUUUACAGCGAUAGAAUAGCAAGGACAUCAGAGACCACGUAUUCUUUGUUUGUUUUUCAUUUUCGUGUUUACAACAGUUUAGACUUA
Messenger RNA from Gryllus bimaculatus (two-spotted cricket), 944 nucleotides. The record is from the annotation of a GenBank genome assembly. NCBI's taxonomy places the organism in Eukaryota, Metazoa, Arthropoda, Insecta, Orthoptera, Gryllidae.